GUAGGAUAUGCUAGGGGAACACAGUGCCUAUGCUAUGCCGUCAUGUGCUACGGAACAGGUGUUUACACAGGUGGAUCUUUUCUCUCUCCCCACGGGACUUCUCCGCUGUUCAAAAUACGAAAUAGUAGAUAGGGGAGUGAGUUGGACGCGUUGUUUACGCGUUUCUGCUUACGUGAUGACUCACUAGACUCAGAAGGGUUUCCUGUCCUUCCGUCCUUCCCUUCCGGAUCCCAUAAAAACGAACUCAACGAAAUACAUGCGACACAAGCACGAAGUAUAGGAUUCAGCGUACACCAACUUACAACCAGCAUUCGUAAUUCCACUCGACUCGGUAGCGCCCGCCAUGGACAUCACCGUCCUGAACCGGUACGUCAAAGAAAAACGCCUCAAACGUCACCCGCAUAAAACCCUCCCGCUCUUCAUCUGGAACUACACCGAGAUAACGCAAGCCAAAAAACUAUGGGACGAUAUAACCCUCGCAUGCCGCGGUCUCAUCACCGACACGAAUGGUACCAUCGUCGCCCGCUCUUUCCCUAAAUUCUUCAACGAACCCGAACGGCCAUAUGAAUCUACGCCGGAGUUUGCCGUGGAGAAGAAGGUCGAUGGGAGCUUAGUGGUUUUGUUUUGUUAUAAGGGGGAGUGGAUCAUGGCCUCCCGCGGCGCCUUCGACAGCCCGCAGGCGGGAUUGGCCUCGCAGCUUCUCAACGAACGGUAUCCGACGUUGGUCGACCACCUGGACGCGGACCUGGCGUACAGUUUCGAACUCGUGCACCCGGAAAACCGCAUCAUUGUCGACUAUGGCUCCGACCGGAAACUAGUCUUCCUCGCUGCCUUCCAUCGCGACGGCGUGGAGGUGGAUCGGACAUCACUCACGACGCUGAUGCGGCGAUCCGGUGUCGAACUUGUGCCAUCAAUCAAUAUCGACUCCUUCACCAUUAUAGCGGAUCUACGGGCCCACAACACACUCAACGAAGAAGGCUACGUCGUGCGUUUCACUACUGGCCUGCGAAUCAAGGUCAAAUUCGCGCGAUACCUCGAUCUCGACCGCAUCGCUCGCAAACUCACUCCACGACGGGUACUCGACCUCUACACCGCGGGUGUACCGACGUUCGAGGAUCUCUGCGAGAAGGAACGUAUCCCUGACGAGUUUAUGUCGUGGGUGCGCGCCAUCUGGGAGAAUAUAGACCGGAAGUAUGCCGCGGACAGGGUAAAGGUGGAAGCGGAAUACGAGGGCUUGGUGGGGACGACUAGGAUUCCGAAACCGGAGUUUCAGGAGUUGAUUAAGAAAUUGGAUUUCAGGAAACCGUUGAGUGCCAUGUAUGACGGGCAGGAUCCGCGGAAGGCGCUUUUGAAGAUGAUCAACCCGAAUAAGAUGGUACCGGGCGCAGAGGAGGCGUACAACGGAGGCUCAUGACGUAGGCGUAGGCGUAGGGGGCUAUAGGGUUAGGCACUUUUCUUUUGUUUUUGGAUGAAGUCAAGGACAUGUUCCUCACGGCUCAAAAGGUCGGGGCUGUUGUGGAGAAGGAGUAUAAGGGUGAAUCUUUGACGAUUACACUACAGGAUGGAUCGAUGGCCGGCCAAACGAGAAAGAAAUGAACGUGGGACUCAGUAAAGGAGCAAAGGACAAGAAGGGAGUGGAUAAUGACGAAAGGAAGCCGAGGACGCUGGAAGAGAUGAUGGUGGAAGCGACUGGACUUCGGGCUAAGUUCGAGCAAUUUGAGAAUGUGUGGAGUGCUUGAAUGAUAGAG
Molecule: messenger RNA, 1748 nt
Organism: Fimicolochytrium jonesii
Lineage: Eukaryota; Fungi; Chytridiomycota; Chytridiomycetes; Spizellomycetales; Powellomycetaceae
Product: RNA ligase-domain-containing protein
Exons: 3
Coding region: 344-1414 (356 amino acids)
Source: RefSeq, a predicted model, not a curated record